Geodia barretti is the source of this 1414-nucleotide messenger RNA. NCBI's taxonomy places the organism in Eukaryota, Metazoa, Porifera, Demospongiae, Tetractinellida, Geodiidae. The record is from the annotation of a GenBank genome assembly.
UACACACAGUAUCCUAACAUAAGUAUAUAGUGAUCAUUGACUGGCAAAGAGUCUUUACCCCUUGACUGUCUCUAAAGAACAACUUCACCGAAGUGGGUGUGGUGUGCUUACUGUAUAUACACACAGUAUGUGAGAAGAGCAGUGUUUGUUUGGCAGCCUAACAUAAGUAGUGAUCAUUGACUGGCAAAAAGAGUCUCUACCCUCGUUGACUGUCUCUAAAGAACAACUUCACCGAAGUCUGUGAUCGUGAUGGAACAGCGCGGUGACUUACCACAGGAGCUGGAGGAUAUUCCUAGACCACCCAAGAAAGCCAAGCGUGAAUAUAACUCGACAGCCAUGGACAUUACAAUCAUGGACUCUUGUUGCUCAAAAGCAUCCCCUGCUCCUAAGGGACAGGGUGUAGAGACAGAUCAAGACGUACCAACUUCACAUGGCACAGAAGCUCAGCAGAGGCCAGCUUCCUCACCUGAAGCUCUACAACAGUUACGGGAGAGUCUUAAACCCAAGUUUGAAAGUGUGGAUACAGAUGGAGGAAUGCCUAUUGUGUUUGAACUACCCAAUGGAGAAAAGCUCACAUACAAUACCGAUAUUAUGUCCUGUUCAACCAAGAUGCUCUAUGAGUAUGUGUUUUAUGCUGGUUUGGUUAAUCAGCGAUUCCGGAUCUUUUCUGGUCCUGCACGACGACCAAUACCUUGCAACCAUAGCAAAAUAUCUGAAAUAAAUUUUUUAAGUCAUUUACUUUUCGUUGUGGAGUAUGAGGAAGGAGACAUUUUGGAAUUUUUGCAGACGGUGGAAGAAAAAUGAAGUGGGUGGAUAUUAUAUUCAAGUGGAUACUAGUGGCUGUGGUACUUUGGGAUUUACAUAUGUGUCUGGAAAUCAGUGGCGUUACAAAAGAGCAAAAGGUGACUGUUUUGAUGUUUCAACUCCAAGUAAUGGUCAAGGUCAAGUGCAGAUAAAGCUGGGGAAAACAAUUUUAACAGUUGAAGAAAAGGAAAAUAAACUCAUGGAACCGCAAUUCAUGGAGAGUAUGCGUUCAACAGAAACAAAUGCCUACCAUCAAGAAUUUAAUUACUGUGGCAGUCCAGAUUCAUUUUAUCUUCAUUUGCAGACAAAAGAGGAAGACACCUACUAUUUCACUGCAACACGUAAUGUAAUUAAAAUGUCAAAAUCCUUUAAAGGUCGGGCAAACUUUUCCCUUUCUAACGGGAGAAAAAUUCAUUGAACAUUGAAACUGAGAUACUCACUUGUCAUUUACCUACUAUAAUAUUAUACAGUAUAAUUAUCAUGUUAUUAUGAGCAUUUCUGAAGAUUAAACUUCGCAAUAGUUUCCCUUACCAAGAUUAAGUAAUUCAUUGCCUUUGAAGUGCAAACUGGAUAAACAGUGUCAUUCAAAGGAACCGCAUGCAUAGAAUAA